Messenger RNA from Micropterus salmoides (largemouth bass), 858 nucleotides. RefSeq names its product surfeit locus protein 1-like. Bases 82 to 705 code for a protein of 207 amino acids. NCBI's taxonomy places the organism in Eukaryota, Metazoa, Chordata, Actinopteri, Centrarchiformes, Centrarchidae. Gene Ontology annotation, biological process: mitochondrial respiratory chain complex IV assembly. The record is from RefSeq and is a predicted model, not a curated record. The transcript is spliced from 5 exons. Gene Ontology annotation, cellular component: membrane; mitochondrion.
CUUACAGCAUUUUCCCACAACUGCCUAAAACAUUGCAUCCUUGCCCCCCUCCCCUAAAAUCUAUGUCUAUGUUACCUAUCAAUGUGCAUGUCAUUUUUCUCCCUGGAUCCUAGUCCUCAUGAGCUGAAUAGCCUAGAGUACAGAAGGGUGAGAGUGCGUGGACAGUACGACCACUCACAGGAGCUGUAUAUUCUGCCCCGCUCCCCAGUCGACCCAGAGAAAGAGGCCAGAGAGGCAGGCAGGCUGGCUUCAAGCGGAGAGACCGGUGCAAAUGUCAUCACUCCAUUUCACUGCACUGACCUGGGUGAGACAACAGAUACAAUGCUCAUCACAAUCCUGGUGAACAGAGGAUAUGUUCCAAGGCAGAAGAUACGACCAGAGACCAGGACGAAGGGACAGGUGGAAGGUGAGGUGGAGGUGGUUGGGGUCGUUAGGCUGACAGAGACUCGCAAACCCUUUGUACCAAACAAUGAUGUGGAGAGAAACCGCUGGCAUUACAGAGACCUGGAGGCCAUGUCCAGUGUCACUGGAGCUGAGCCCAUCUUCAUUGAUGCCGACUUUGGCAGCACCAUUCCUGGUGGACCAAUAGGUGGACAGACUAGAGUCACGUUGAGGAAUGAACACAUGCAGUACAUAGUGACAUGGUAUGGUUUGUGUGCAGCUACCUCCUACAUGUGGUUUGCCAAGUUUGUCAAGAAGAUUUAAGUGUGAUCUGGUUACAUGCAAUGAAAUAAUUAUACAAAUGAACUGAAAUGUCGCAAACUUCUCAUUUACUGGAUGUACUUUAUUAGCUCCAGCCUAUAUGUAAAUAGCUGUGGAUUAUUCUCCUGAAAUGUAAUUAAUAAAAAAUAGAAUUUG